Tachysurus vachellii is the source of this 1623-nucleotide messenger RNA. RefSeq names its product H2.0-like homeo box 1 (Drosophila) (gene hlx1). The transcript has 4 exons. NCBI's taxonomy places the organism in Eukaryota, Metazoa, Chordata, Actinopteri, Siluriformes, Bagridae. The record is from RefSeq and is a predicted model, not a curated record. The coding region runs from base 154 to 1242 and encodes 362 amino acids. Gene Ontology annotation, biological process: regulation of DNA-templated transcription. Gene Ontology annotation, molecular function: sequence-specific DNA binding; DNA-binding transcription factor activity, RNA polymerase II-specific.
UUGGACCACAUAUUGGGAUUUCAUACUUGUGAACAUUUCUGGAGUGUAGAGAAAGCGAUGCACGUCAUUAAAUAAAGCUCUACUUAAUUAAGGCUAUACUUAAUGUCGUGAUUUGUUAUAUACAUAAAGAUACAGGCGAUCUAAAAGAGGAGGAUGUAUACAGCCGGGCUGAAUCCCCUUUACGCGUCAAAUUUUAGUCUCUGGUCCGCCUAUUGUUCGGGUGGGUUUGCAAUGGACACAGUAAAGAAGCCGUCGUUUUGCAUUGCUGACAUACUACAUUUUGGAGACAAUGAAAACGUCGCUGGGUCUUCAGCGCUGGUCACACAUAUGGGAGCAAGGGCUCAAGUUCAUUCCACGGCGUCUCCGCUUCGUCCAUCUCCGUUAGCGCCGGACGCAGCCGUGUUCGGUGGAAGAGUGAGUGCAGCGUCUGCCUACCACAGACAUGGAAUACACUUGACCUCUGUGGCCAGAACAACAUUCUUUUCUCAAUCAGUACCUCCACUUUCUAGCAAAGAUCUCAAGUUCGGCAUCGAUCGGAUAUUGUCUGCAGAAUUCGAACCAAAAUCAAAAGAAUCGUCAUCAUUACGAGAUCACACGUCUGUUGUUAGCUCGAAUCGCCAGUCAGUGUCCGUGCAGCCGAACGCAAGUCAGUACUUCGUCUCCAUAGACCCGGGGAUGAGCGACGCAUCCUCCAUUAUAAGUUCCUCCAGACAAUCAGGGCAUCAGUAUCAGGACACUUUCCCAGGGCCCUAUGCAGUUCUCACCAAAGACACAAUGCCACAGACAUACAAAAGAAAAAGGUCCUGGUCCAGAGCCGUGUUCUCCAACCUACAAAGGAAGGGUCUUGAAAAACGCUUUGAAAUUCAGAAAUACGUCACUAAACCAGACAGAAAACAACUUGCUGCGAUGCUGGGCCUUACGGACGCUCAGGUCAAAGUGUGGUUUCAGAACCGUCGAAUGAAAUGGAGACAUUCCAAGGAGGCCCAAGCGCAAAAGGACAAAGAGAAGGAACAGUCAGAUAAAGCCGAGACCGAGUCCGAGCCGAAAGCGCGUGACGAGUCAGAAUGCGAUACCGAGCAAAGCGAUUCCGACUUCGAAGAUGAAGCAGAACAGAAAAGAGAUACGAAUAUUUCAGAACCCAGUAAACAUAGCGUUAUCAUCACCGGGCCUGUAGGCACAGACAUCAUACCUGCAACAAAUACCGUGACAGAGACGACAGCAUCCUCACAAACACCGUUUUGAACUUUGAUGGAAAAAUCACAGAUCGUGAAUCAAAUAACCACUAAGAUCCACUCAAACCCAAUAAGCGUUUUAAACGCGGUUCAGCCAGUAAGUUGGUCCUGGUCAGUCGUACCUGGGACACUUGAAAAGUAAAUCUAUCCGGUGAUGUCACUGACUUGUUCCUGUAUAAGGGGAAAUUUCAAUCUUGUGAAUAUUUUUCAUCUUGUGAAUUUGAUCAUUGUGAAUAUUCAUCUGAACCACUUUUUGUUCGCCUUAUGACCUCUGGGAAUUUACUCAAUGUAAAUGUUAUCUUAAAAGUUCAUGAACCUGACUGUAUUAUAUUUUCUUAGUAGGUAUUUGCACUGAAGAUGUAAAUAAAAGUUUAGUUUUUUUCUUACUUGA